GUUAGAAAAGCUGUUAGCCAACAUAUACAUAUAUAUAAUCUUCUCACACACACACACACACCACCAACCGAAAUCAAUGGCGAAUCAAUCGAGAUCACCGACGGCAUUAUCUUCCUUAAUUCACCUCCGUCUCCUACUCAUCCUUCUGAUUCUAAUCAUAUUCCAAAACGGCGUCGUUUUAGGCGGCAAAAAUGCUCGAUUUCACAUCCCUGACGACCUAGAUGAUGUGGUGGACGACGAAGAGGAUGAAGCGUGGAAGGAAUGGGGACAGAAGAAGAAAGUUACGGAUGACGUGUUUGAUCCUCCGCCGUCGGAUCUGUCGGAGAUGGAUGUGGCUCGGAUGCAGGAUGAGAUGAUGAAACGACACCAAGGACCGUCGUUUGGUUUUGUUAAGCUUCGGUUGGGUGUCAAACGAACUCCGGACAUGAUAACAGAUAUAGCAAAGAAAUGGAGCAAAGUGGCAAGAACAGGAGGCAUAGAGGUCAAAUUUAUGGGUGUUGAUGUUAGCACAAUCAUGUUCACUUUAGAAAAAGGCCAAGACACUCUAGAGUUGAAAGAAUUUAUACUAAGCCAACCGGAAGCGUAUGAGAUCAAGAUCGGCGAUCAGCUUUUCAGAAGACCAGGAGAUCCUUCUUUUGAUGAUCUGUUUGCUGAACUCCAUGCCAAUGACUACAAUGACAAAAACAAGAAUGAUGAAGGUCGGACUCAUCUCUCAAAUGAUGAUAUUGAGAAAGAUGAACUAUAAUCAAAUCCCCUUAAUAACAUCUCACUCUUAGGUAGCGUUCGUUUCAUGGAAUGGAAUGGAAUGGAAUUAGGAAGUUUUUCUUUAUAAAAUUGAUCUUGGUUGGGGGAGGG
Helianthus annuus (common sunflower) is the source of this 855-nucleotide messenger RNA. RefSeq lists its product as uncharacterized. Bases 77 to 745 code for a protein of 222 amino acids. The record is from RefSeq and is a predicted model, not a curated record. Lineage: Eukaryota; Viridiplantae; Streptophyta; Magnoliopsida; Asterales; Asteraceae. The transcript is spliced from 3 exons.